GGAGGGAAAAGAAACCCCCAUGGCCCACAUCUCUUUCAUCUACCAGCCCUCAGCUACCAGCUCUCUUCCUUCUUCUUCUUCUACUCGCCGGCGUUCCUUACUCCCAACCAACGAUCGACGGCAGUAAACUCUUAAAUUUCUUCCUUUUAUUGUUGGCUUUUGUAUUUUCAUCUCUUCUGUUCUUCUCUCCUCCCUUUCCCAUCGUGAAUUAGCCAUCCGAAAUCCCUAUUUUCAUUGUAUCUACUGGUUAUCAUAGAGUUAUGUAAUUCCAAAGAGAGAGCAAAAAUGUUACACGAACUUCUACUUUCUCUACUGGGUUACACCGGCGAUUUGAUAAUCGAUGAAAGAGAGCAUUACAAUUCCCUAGGGUUAAAUCACUUACCUCUUGAUGCCCCCAUUUCUGGCGAACCCACGUUCACCCUUGCCCCUGAUAUCUCCUUCCUUGAACCGAGCGAAAGGGAUCUAAUUCAGAGGAUCAUUGUGUUAGGAUUUUACUAUAGAGAGCUUGAUCGCUUUGCUACUAAGUCUAGGAAUUUGAGUUGGAUUCGUUCUGGUAAUGGGUCUUCUUUAGCCAAUUCGACGGAGUCGUCUAAAGAUAAAAUUGAAAACCCAAGUGUUUAUAGGAGGGCCAUAGCUAAUGGCAUUGUGGAGAUACUGUCUAUUUAUAGAUCUGCUGUUCUUCAUGUGGAGCAGAAACUGUUGUCCGAAACGGUGCCAAUUUUGGCAAUAGUCACCCAGGGCCUUGAUAAGUUCUAUGUUCUUUUUCCGCCUUUACAUCAACUCAUUCUUGAGAUUGAGCAUGACGAUAUUCGAGGUGGCCAACUACUCAAUCUUCUACACAAACGUUGUCACUGUGGUGUGCCUGAAUUGCAAACUUGCAUUCAAAGGCUCCUUUGGCAUGGUCAUCAGGUAAUGUACAAUCAACUAGCAUCGUGGAUGGUUUAUGGGAUUCUUCAAGAUAAGCAUGGAGAAUUUUUCAUCAGAAGGCAAGAUGACAGGGAGACUAAUCAAGGCUCAUCUGUACAAGAUGUGUCAGAGAAGUUGGGACGCUUAUCAACUGAUGAAUCUUUGACUGAUUGGCACUUGGGAUUUCACAUUUGCCUGGAUAUGCUUCCUGAUUAUAUCCAUAUGCGGGUUGCAGAAUCAAUUCUUUUUGCUGGUAAAGCCAUUAGAGUUCUUCGGAACCCAAGCAAUGCCUUCUGGUGUCAGGGUGCUGGAAACCAAUCACAUUCACAUAUGCCUAGAUUACCUCUGAAUAUUAAAGGAAAUACAAGAAACUUUCCCCUUCAAAAGGAACCUUUUGUUGCCACAAAGUUGACUGGAGAAGAAUUGCUUCUGCAAUCUGAAGCAGAUAAGAUAGAAGCCAUGCUUUUAGAUCUCAAGGAAUCAUCUGAGUUUCGCAAGAGAUCAUUUGAGUCCGCAGUUGAUUCAAUUAGGGCUAUUGCGGCUAGUCAUCUUUGGCAGCUUGUAGUUGUGCGUGCUGACCUCAAUGGACACCUCAAGGCCCUAAAAGACUAUUUCCUUUUAGCGAAAGGUGAUUUCUUCCAGUGUUUUCUUGAGGAAAGUCGUCAUUUGAUGCGUCUACCCCCUCGCCAAUCAACUGCUGAAGCUGAUCUUAUGAUUCCAUUUCAGUUGGCUGCAACAAAGACUACAAGUGAAGAGGACAGAUACUUUUCCAGAGUAUCAUUGCGGAUGCCAUCUUUCGGAGUCAAGGUCAAGUCUGCCCAAGGAGACCCGAAGGAAAAACCUUUCAUUGAUGGAAAUCCCGGUGGUGCUCUAUCAAACUUACCUCUAGAUAUGUCUCUUGAUGGUUGGGAUGGUGUUGCUCUUGAAUACUAUAUUGAUUGGCCUCUGCAGUUAUUCUUUACCCAAGAAGUGCUCUCUAAGUAUUGUAGGGUCUUCCAAUAUUUAUUGCGGCUAAAACGAACACAAAUGGAAUUGGAGAAAUCAUGGGCGUCCCUCAUGCACCAAGAUCACGCUGAUUUUGCAAACAAUCGCAAUGCUCAAUUUGAUGGUUCAAUAUCUCCACAGCAAAGACAACGUUUUAGACGGAUGUGGCGUGUAAGAGAACACAUGGCAUUCUUGAUUAGAAAUCUUCAGUUUUAUAUUCAGGUUGAUGUGAUUGAAUCUCAAUGGAAUAUUUUGCAAGAUCAUAUCCAAGAUUCUCAUGAUUUUACCGAGCUCGUGGGGUUUCAUCAGGAGUACUUGUCCGCUUUAAUUUCACAGUCAUUCUUGGAUAUCGGUUCUGUUUCAAGGAUACUAGAUGGCAUAAUGAAGCUUUGUUUGCAGUUUUGUUGGAGUCUAGAAAAUCAAGACGGUAGUUCAGACCCUUCUGAACUGGAACACUUAACUGAGGAAUUCAACAAGAAAUCCAACUCCUUAUACACGAUUCUGCGAAGUAGCAGGCUGGUUGGGAGUCAGAGGGCUCCGUUCUUGAGACGUUUCUUGAUGCGUUUGAAUUUUAAUUCCUUCUUUGAGGCCACUGCUCGAGGAGUGCUCAACGUCGUUAGACCACGUCCAGCAGCACUUCCAGUACUAAAUCAACAAUAGCACCGCUCAUGUUAGUGGUUCUUAUUGAAUUUAGAUGCCCUCAUUUGUGUUAAUUUGUAGUGUUAAAUCAAAUAUAAAUUUGGACAAAAGUAGAUAGGAGCAAAGAGCUUUCUACCUUGGAUGGUAACUUUGAUUAAUCAGAUAUUUCUGGUUGAACCAUCAUGGAUAUGGAGUUUAGGAUUGGCAGUGUCUCUUUACAUGAAUGUUUAUUAACCAAAUUGGAGAUAGGGUGAAGAGUUUCAAUAGCUAAUUUAUAGAGAAUGAGUUAAACUUCAAUCUUUUAGUAGAUAAAACUUAUUUUAUUUAA
Benincasa hispida (wax gourd) is the source of this 2857-nucleotide messenger RNA. It is a transcript of the gene GCP4, whose product is annotated as GAMMA-TUBULIN COMPLEX PROTEIN 4. The record is from RefSeq and is a predicted model, not a curated record. Lineage: Eukaryota; Viridiplantae; Streptophyta; Magnoliopsida; Cucurbitales; Cucurbitaceae. Gene Ontology annotation, molecular function: gamma-tubulin binding; microtubule minus-end binding. Gene Ontology annotation, biological process: mitotic cell cycle; cytoplasmic microtubule organization; meiotic cell cycle. Gene Ontology annotation, cellular component: microtubule organizing center; gamma-tubulin complex; spindle pole.